Molecule: messenger RNA, 21966 nt
Organism: Diabrotica virgifera virgifera (western corn rootworm)
Lineage: Eukaryota; Metazoa; Arthropoda; Insecta; Coleoptera; Chrysomelidae
Gene: RhoGAPp190
Product: rho GTPase-activating protein 190
Exons: 2
Coding region: 336-5252 (1638 amino acids)
Biological process (GO): signal transduction
Source: RefSeq, a predicted model, not a curated record
AUAAUGGCUUCUUGUUAAGGCGGUGGGUGGUCGAGAAUUUUAUAAUUUGCAAGUUUAGUGAUAAUUUUUGUAUUUAAAACCUUCAAUUGCAGUAGUGUCAGAGUUCUAGACGGUAAAUAGUAAUGAAAUAUUCUAAUUUCGUUCGUGCAUUGUGCUCUUUUACUUAUUGAAAGUUCUAACUUGUCAUAAAGAAUAAUGAUCUGCUCGAAUAUUAUCUAAAAUGAGUUAAUAACACUCAUUUUGUUAGAAUUAAUGAUCCACCGCCGAAAUGAUGAUGUGUUUGGGUGUUAACUGAUGGGAGUUGUGAAUUAACAUAUAUAUAAAAAUUUCUCACAAUGGCGAGAAAAGGUGACACCAUACGAAGCAUCAAUGUAUCCGUUGUGGGAUUAUCCGGAGUGGAGAAGGACAAAGGACAUGCAGGCGUCGGCAAAUCCUGUUUCUGCAACCGUUUCAUGAGACCCCACGCCGAAGACUACAACGUCGACCACAUUUCCGUGCUAAGUCAGACCGACUUCAGUGGGAGAGUCGUCAACAACGACCACUUUCUUUAUUGGGGCGAGGUAAUCAAGACGUCAGAGGAAGGAGUCGAUUAUCAGUUCAGCCUAAUCGAACAGACUGAAUUCAUCGACGAUUCUUCAUUUCAACCCUUCAAAGGAGGUAAGAUGGAGCCGUACGUCAAACGUUGCGCAUCCACUAAAAUAACUUCAGCUGAAAAGCUAAUGUAUAUUUGUAAGAACCAGUUAGGUAUAGAGAAAGAGUACGAGCAGAGAAUUCUGCCCGAUGGUAAAUUGAAUAUCGACGGUUUUGUAUGUGUUUUCGAUGUAAGCAUUGUGCCAAGUAGGAGUAUUGAGAAGCAGGUCGAAUUCGCAGCUGCUAUUCUAAACAACUUGUUAAAAACUAAAAAACCAAUAGUAUUUGCAACAACUAAAAAUGACGAUGCCAAUGAUAUGUACAUUAGAGAAGCUCAUAAGUUAAUAUCUAGAAGCGAAUAUAAAAAUAGUAUACCUGUAGUGGAAACUUCGGCACACGAUAGUGUCAACAUUGACGUUUGUUUCAUGUUGCUCGCCCAGAUAAUUGAUAAAACUAAAGUUAGGUCCAAAAUACCCUCUUACGGCGAAGCUUCUUUAUCCAAAAAGGAGCUUAUGGAUACUGCUAGUGAAGCUUUCAUGAGACUCAUCAGAGUACACGUCACUGAUUGUCACGCCAUGUGGUCCCAGACAGUGAAAAAGUUAAAUUCACACAAGGAAUGGAUACAUUUCGUGCAGUUGUUUGGUUUAGAUGGUACACAAAGACUGUUUCGAAGACAUAUUAAAAAAUUAAAAGACGAGCAACUUGCUAAACAAAUAGCGCACUAUAUGGAAAUGUUACCCGAUGUUCUACACGAACUGAUUCCAGGAUUUAACACUCUGUCCGACAUGGAUUGGCCAUCUAUACAACAGUAUCUCAAGUCUCAUCCGAACUUUUCCCAAUAUUUCUUUGAGCGCCCCGAGGAUUUACCGUGGUCAGAAUGUUUGGACGACAACGAAGAAACUAGAAUACCAUUCGAUGUAUUGGACACAAGCGAAGCUGAAACAGUGUUCAAGAAUUACGUCAAUGUUUUGCAACAGGAGCAGAAACGUUUGGAAUGGAAGAAACAGUUCAAACAGUUACUUGAAGAUACCGGUUACGUAACCCCAGGGAAGAAUCUGUCUGAAGUAAGAGUAUUGUUUAUGGGUAGAGAAUGUUUUGAGGCUCUAUCUGAACAUGACUGCCAGAAAAUAUAUGAUACGCAUCAAAGAGAAAUCAUCGAGAAUGCUAAACAUAACUUUCAAGAACUGUUGUUGGAACACGCAGAUCUGUUUUAUCACUUUAAAAGCAUCGCGCCUACAGGAACUAUUACUCAAGACGAUAUUAAAGAAAUCACUGAUGUUUUACAAGAAGAUUUUAGAUAUAAGAUAUUAGACAGGCUCGACCAAGACAGAAAACUCACUCUUUUCCAACAUUUGGGCUUCAUUCAUUUUCCUAUAAGAGAACACUGUCCAGCUUUUCCUAAUUGUCAAGAUGCCCUUAUAGAACGUAUUCUAGCGACCAAAACCCACCGACCAACCUCUUGGAACAAUAGCAAUCAGUGGUUGAUUAGUUCUGAGAACAAUCAACUUAACCUCCUCAUUCUAGGACUGAAUAAUUUGGCCGAUAAUUUAGCUAGUAAGAUUAGGAAACAAUGUGAUGACGAUGAAUACGAAAUAGAUUGCCAAUUUUAUAAUUUAGACUAUCGAGUUAUAAAUGGGGAUGUUAGUUUGCCUCAUAAUUCCUUUAGGACUUCAGAUUUUAUACCUCACGGUAGUUUUUGUGUAUAUAAUAAUGCGCAGUCUUUUGAAUAUAUACGAGAAAGUUUGGAGAAGAAAUUACUUUCUAAUUUAGAACAGGACGAUAAAUUACCUUUCCAAGGCUUACCAAUCGUCUUGAUGUUCUUGCAAGAUUCUGUCAUCGACGAAAAGGAAGUGUUAAGGUUGAGAGAAGAUGGUCAGAAUCUCGCCGACAAUUUACAAUGUCCCUUUAUGGAUAUUUCUUUAGAGCAAACCACAGAAGAACAACUUGUUCACGAUUCUCUUCAUCAGCUAAUGCAGAGCAUUCACCAUCGCGCAGGCUUCUUAAACAUCAAUCAGUCUGUCAUCGAAUGCGUCGAGCCUGAUAUUAGAAUUAUUAUGUGCAUGUUCUGCGGCGAUCCGUACUCGAUAGAAAACAUUCUAGGGCCUCUUUUAUCACAUCAAGUAUGCUUCUUGUCGUCGUCGCAUAGUAUCAUAUUGGAGACAUUUUUGGGUGAUUCCAAGAGAAAGGUAGAAGUAAUAAUAUCAUCUUUUCACGGUGCUAAUGCUUUUAGAGACGAACUGGUCCAUGGUUUCAUUUUAGUUUACUCCACGAAGAGAAAAGCUUCGUUAGCGACUCUAAAUGCUUUCUCUAUGAACAUUCCCAAUUUGCCCAUUCAGAUAUUAGCGGUUACUGAUGAUGGAGGAGCGACAGCCUUUUUUAACGACGAUUUGAGCCAGCUACUCAUUACAGAAGGCAAUUCUACAGCAGAUAGGUUGCAUGCACAUUUUAUGACAUCCUCUAGUUCGAUGCAGCAUAAAACGGCCUUUUUCACGCCAUUCUUUAAAGAAGUAUGGGAGAAGAAACCGGAAAUUGAACAAGCUUUCCACAUGGAAGAGCCGUCAGGAUUAGACAGUGGCGAGGGUACUCUAGAAAGAUCAAAAAGUCAAAGACAUGGGCAUCCAUUGCCUCCUCCAAGACACGAGAGUUACUAUUUAAAAUUAAAUGAUGGUAGUGAAAGCGAAAACUUUGAACUCAGUGGCCCCGACGAAAGACUUAGUUCCAGUGACCACAGCGACAAAUUCUCAAGUGUUUAUAUGUACGGUAGCGAAGGAAGCGAGAAAAAGAGAAGUAUGCAUUCCGGUUUCCACGUGUAUCCACCACCUGCGACACCACCGGAGCCCGCGCCUCCAGACAAUAUUCUCAACAUAAGACAUUCCAAAAAACCAUUACUGUCCGCAUCUCAAACUAGCUUGGAAGAUGCUCCAUACGGAGACCAUCCCAUGUCUAUUCCUGGAAGCGCUUGGAAUAGUUAUCAGCAGCACGCAUUUACUACAGGUCGUAGACAUAUUCCAGUAUCUAAAUCUCGUUCGAAAUGUAUCUCGCAGACUUUAAAACAGCCGGGUAAACUGAAUAUGAAAAAUUAUUCCGCUGUGACGGAAGCCAUAGCUAGAAUGAACGUGUCUGAAAUGUCUUCACCCAAUUUCGGCAACGCUCCUCUCGCCACCCCGGAAGCUGUGGACUUAGGUUGUGAAUAUGCUCAAGUUAAGGAUCUUGUUCAUAAUAUGUAUCCGGGCCAGAGCCCCGAAUAUAUGUACACCAUGGUACAAGACGCCAUUAAUACGAAAUCAAAAUUAAGACAAAGAAGAGAGAAAGGCCAACCGUCUUACUCGGACACCGAUAGCGAAUGGAGUAGUUUAGAAAGAAGGCAGCGCGCCAGUGAAAUCUAUUCGAAGGUUAGUAGAAAAGGUGGCACCCAUAAAAGACAACGAAAGAAAAGAACCGCCAUACCGGUACAACCCCCACGAGUACCACAACUCGGUUCGUUCACGCUUCCAUCCGUACAUACCCCAGUGUCAGACGUCGAUAACGAUAAAGUUGCCUUGGCUACCGACUCCAAUUCCGAGUCAACGGACGGCAGCGAGCCCGAGCAGUUUCCUCCGCCGACUAGCUCUGACAUUCGUAUGAGAUUCUCUCAAAAACGGUCUCUUAGUUUAAAGAAAAGGAUGCCAGAAGCUGCCAAUACUCACCAUUUUAAUAUUCAGCUGAAUUCGAUGGAUAUGUAUCAAAGUCAAGGUUUACUACACGAUGAUGAAUCUAGUUUAGACGUUUCUUCUCCCAGAGACAACAAUUCCCCGAUGUUCGGAGUGUUGCCUAAGAUGAAAGAGUCUGACUUGGAGAAGAUACUUCGUAAACGAGAAAAGCAAAAAGCGAAAGAUGAUUCCAAAUUGGAAAAACGUAGAUUGAAAGAAGAAAAGUUACGAAAAGUCGCCGAAGAAAGAGACAAGAAGAAACAAAAAUCUAAGCAGAAACCGACACCAUCCAAACUAGCUGAUUUUAUUCAAUCUGAUAAAAAUUACGUUCCCAGUUUUAUGGAAAAGUGCGUUAGGUUUAUCGAAAGUGAAGGUUUAGAUUCGGAGGGAAUAUACCGAGUUCCUGGCAAUAGAGCUCAUGUAGAUUUACUCUUUACCAAGUUCGAAGAAGAUACCAACGUCGAUAUUCGCGAUCUAGACAUUCCUGUUAACGCUGUAGCCACAGCACUAAAAGACUUUGUAUCCAAAAGACUCCCACCGCUGUUCGAACCCGAGGUUAUGACUGAAAUGGAAGAAAUCGCAGGAACUAGAUUAAAACCGAUGGUAACAACUUGCGGUAAUCUAGAGGUGAAGAAUGAUCGUAGCUGCAGAUUGCUGGCUUUGAGGAGUAUGCUCGACAAAUUGCCUCCUAUAAACUUUCAGAUAUUGAAAUUCAUCUUUCAGCAUUUCGUUAGAGUGACUGAGAAUUCCAAACUGAACAGUAUGGAUAGUAAGAACCUAGCAAUAUGUUGGUGGCCUACUUUAUUACCGAUAGAAUUUAGUGACAUGGGCAGAUUUGAGCAGAUGCGACCAUACUUGGAAGACAUCGUCCAGACGAUGAUCGAUCAAUAUCCGUUUUUGUUUUGUGGAAAGGAGGCUUUUGUAAUGGUUUAAAAGCUUAUAGAUAUAAAAACCACGCACAAUUCGCUAUCAUUUAGCCUCUGUUCGGUGUUUCGCCACCCAUUGUUGUUAAAUUGAGAGGCCUUUUAUGUUAAUUUAGGAGAAGAAUGGGUAGAGCAAAGAGUAAGAAUGUUCCACUAAUUGUUAUUAAUGGUGUGAUGACCCAGUGGUAAUUUGUAUUUUUACAUUAUCCUAGAUGGAGUAUUUCAAAUUGCUGUAUGAAACUUUUAUAAAUGAAACGUAUGAACAAUGUUCAGUGUACUUUGACUGGGUUGUUGUCUUAGGAUAGUCAAUGUUGUAUCUUUUUCAAAUAUCAACGAGAACGUAGCUCGGCUACUUUGUCCAUUGUUGGAGAUUUAUUUUGAGUAAAAUCGACACUUUCAACUUACCGAGACGAUUUUUUUACCGAAACCUAUAACUACUCGAAGGCUAAACACACAAUCUUGAUUCAAAAACUACGGGAAUACUUCACGAAAUCAACAAAUUGUAUAUACUUCAUUCUCAUAUUGAAGAAGUUUCAAAAUAAUUAUAUUUCCCAAACCAAAUAAUUUUAAAACAUUCAUAAACUUACAUCAAUUUUGCGUUUUCAUUAAAGUACCAAAAAAUUUGGAAAACGAUCGUUUUUCUUGCAAGUGAAUCCGAACUCAUCUGAUCUCAAUCGUCCACGAUACACAACCGCACGCCACAACCUCGACAACACCCCUACCCGACGCCAACCAAAACCUGUGGAGAAGAUCUUAGAUAGUCCACCAGGAGAAGAAUUGGCGCCUCCUUCUCACGAGCCUGUGCUCAAUUUUCCGUCCGACGAGUUAUUUUUUCCAUCAUCACAAAUCAGAGUUGUCAUUACACGCCUCGCUACAAAAUCCUUUGCAUUGGCCAGUUGACAUGGAAAUCCUAAAUAUCGCUACUAGUGUAGGAAACAGAGGUUGAACCUUGCAAAAUGGACACAAGUCCGGUUUUAUUUUUUUUCUGGUAUAUCAAGGGGUGCUUAUUAUAAGACUAACUUUUUCUUAAAAAAUUUCGCCCCGGAACCCCCCUUUUCAUCCCUUUAAAGGGGGUAAUUUGUGGUUUUUGCGAAACGUAGCCCUUCCUGUACGUUUUGCAAAAAAUUUGCUUAAUAGUAAAAUGAAGAGGAAUAUAUUUCCUACUAUUUAUUUCUCGGCAGCAUAUGUCUAUCUCUAUCACCUACCGUUUAGCGGGGGGUGGCGCCCCAAAGUUGACAAGUUUUUAAAAAUGAUGUUUUAAAAAAAAUUAUUUUUCCCUAACUGUAAUGAAAAUUGAGAAAAAACCCUGGGAAGAUUAAUCACAAAUAAGUGGCUAAUUUUUUUAUAUAGGUUUCAUUUAAGGGCAAUUGCCCAUUUUUAAAAGUGAUUUUCUUGGAAUUUUUCACACACCAUGCCCUUUAUUAAAAUGCUUCAUAUAUCAUUUUGUGCACGUUCUUAUUACCCAUGCAUGGACACCAAAAGCGAUUUCUCAAUGCAACCCCUGUAGCAAAAAAAAAUAAAUAAAGGGGGGUUGAAAAUAUUUUUUUUUUUGCUUUUUGACCCAUAAGGACAUAUGCUCCAUCAAUAGGGUUUUUCAUAAAUAUAUAUGAUUAUUGCAAAAUCCCUGCGGAAACUUGAAAAUAUACUGCAGAAACUAUCCAUAUCCCUUGGAGAGCAUGUUUUGACGAUUUUCUCAUUACCUAUGCAUUUUUUAAAACAAAACUUAUACAGAAUUAAAGACCACUAUUUUCUCUACAAAUAAGGUCCUAUGCAUCUUUUUCGUAUAAGCAACCGUUACGGCACAGUGGCGCCGUAAGCUUCAGAAAUGCUUUGGCGGGCUAAAGUUUUUUUUUCGUCACCUAUUCAUUUUAUGGAUAACGUACAUGGAAAAUAUGGCUCAAAAUCAAUUUUUGAUUAUUUUUUUUAUUAAUUCUCCUUUUUUUUUGGGUGGUUCCGGGCAAGAUAUGGGGGUGCAUUAUACAAAUUUGUAAAUAACGACUACUACAUGGAUAAUCGCUGAAAGUUGUUUUACUCUAGCAUAGGCGGUGCAGAUGGUAUAAAAAGGGGUUUUUAAAAUGUAAUUUAAAAAAUUUGCAAUUGCUCUUAAAUGAAACCUAUACCAAAAAAUCAGCCACUUAUUUGUGAUUAAUUGCCGCAGGGUUUCUUCUUAAUUUUCAUUACAGUUAGGGAAAAAUAUUUUUUUAAAAAACAUCUUUUUUAAAAAUUUGUCAACUUUGGGACGCCACCCCCGCUAAACGGUGGGUGAUAGACAUAUGCUGUCGGGAAAUAAAUAGUAAGAGAUAUAUUCCUUUUCAUUUUACUAUUAAGUAAUUUUUUACAAAACGUACAGGAAGGGCUACGUUUCGCAAAAACCACAAAUUACCCCCUUAAAGAGAUGGAAAGGGGGGUACCGGGGCGAAAUUUUUUAAGAAAAAGUUACUCUCAUAAUAAGCACCCCUCUUGAUACACCAGAAAAAAAAAUAAAACCGGACUUGUGUCCAUUUUGCGAGGUUUAACCUCUGUUUCCUACACUAUACUUAUGGGCCAACAAUAGUAUGUAGAUAUGAGCGUUUUCCAGGCCAGACAGGUCAGUCGGCCAGACAUAGAAUUGUCUACACUUUUAAAGCUCUCUUGCUGGGGCAUUGCUCCUUCUCCUCACCUCUAGACACUGAAUCUGAUUUCAUUUUUAACGUCUUUCCCAGGGAUAUCUAUCUGCUAAUAAUAUAGGGAUAUUCUGCUAAUAAUACCUACCAAGAUCCCCCGCGAAAUAUCUGUAAAAAAGUCUGAAUCAACUAACCAUAACAUUAGAUCCGUAACGGCCUUCUCCAGUUGAUUCUACAAGAGAAGAUAAAUGGCAAAAUAUGACCUGAAAGACGCCGUUUUUUCUUACUUCGUGGCGUUACAAUCCUUCGUGGGUUUUAGCAGACUCUACAACAUGCCUCUACUCUUGUCUGUCUUAAGCAAUCUCUAUUCAGUUCUACAUAGUACAUAGCUUUCAAGUCUCCUGCUAUAUUAUUAUCUCGCCACCGGAAUCGACGGCGUCCACGUGGUCUUCUAGUUGGGACUACUUCCGUUCUCCUGACUACAAAUAAGGUAAAUAGAGCCAUGGUUAUUGUCAAAAUUGGGUGCGGAUAGGUACCACAAGAAGAAGAAAGUCAUAUUAGCUACAUAUAAUGUAAGCAGCAAGACAGCUCGCUCUCUUCCUUCCGGCAAUCUAUUUAUUCAUGCUUUUCUUAUUCUUAGAGUCAUCUCUUCUAUACAGUUUCUUUUUCUUCAUUUCAGAAUAGCAGUUUGUUGGUUUGUGAAGCAGAUAUUGAUCUUAAACAAAACCAAAAAGUUUUUAAAUCAAGUAUGUUCGGAUGCUGCCAAGUCCUAAAAGUUGUGAAAAUUUUAUUAUAAAAAAAUAUGACAAUAAUAUUUAGCAUUAUUUUCAAUUCAAUGACCUUUCGGCGUAUUCCAGGUCAGAACUGAUAAGUGAAAGAGGCUGUUUAGUGUUCGAGAUCGACAGCAAACAGACUCUUUAUUUUCUAAAAAGUAUACUUGGGGGCCUUAUUUUUGUAGUAACAAAAACGAUGUGUAAAUUGUCAAUUAUAUCUUGAGUAUAUAUUUGCUAGAAAGGACGGUCAACUGAUUUUUCAAUUCAGUUACAUGUAGGACAGACAAGGCCCCUUUCAAACGUUUUUGUGUAAGUUGCAGUCAAUUUUUAUGCAUUAUACGAAAUUUUUUAAAAGAAAAAUGCAUUUUUAAAACAUGCUGAAUACAUUUCCAUGGAAAACGAUAUUUUUUAUACAUUGUGACAAGUUUUUUUUUAUAUUGGAGAAAUUUAUCCCAUAUUAUUUCUUUUGAAGACCUUCCACGCAUAUUAGUUUUUGAAUUUUUUUAGUGACACAAUUGUCACUAGUACGACGUUAACGGAUUUACGUCAUUUUCAAAGGUCAUUGUCAAAUGCCAUUGUCUAAUGUCAUUGAUGACGUGUAAUUGACUUCAAAAGAAAUAACAUUAUUCUCAAUUGAUAAAUAGGUCUAGGAUACCAUCAUAUCUUUGAUUCGAAUCGUUUUCAAUGGAAAAUUUAACAUCGUCUAACGGGGAUAUGGAUUGAAUCUGGUAAAGAAAGGUUGAUAAAUACUUGCUGCAUCUAAACACCCAGCCUUCGAGUAGUUACGUUGCGUACGAAAAUUUGUCAAGUAGUUUUUGAGGUGUGGUCCUCGAAAGAAAUAUGAUUAUAUUUAAAAUCUAAUACAAACGCAAGACUGAGUCAUUGAUAUAUGACUUGGAGUGCCAAUAUAUAUAUUUCUAGUCUGAGCAAUUAUGACAGUUAUUUGUUUAACUUUUUAAUGCGGAUUGGCUAUAGUGAAGUUAUAUGUCUCUGUUAGUUUUCUCGUCUUUUUAGUUGAAAUAAUACUUGAAUUGUUUUGGUUUUCUCAUAUUUUAUAAGAUAAAUACGAUAUAACAAAUCUUAAUGAUAUAAUGAUAAGCCAUUCCUAAUUUUAUCUUUUUUUUUGUCCCUGAAUAUGAACAUGCGCUCCACCAUAUACUUAGUGGCGCGAAGAUGCUUCCUCAGUUUCAUCAGAAAUUAAGUAUUGGGAUAUUGAGCAUCUACAUUCUUUAUCCUUCUAUUCUUUGUAGUCUACAUUAUCUUAGUAUUAUUUUUUGGACAGAUAUCGUGUUUGCUUUGUUGAUCAUUUUCUUGAUCAUCUUUGUCCUCAGUGGUGGCGUGUCCACCUUUGCGUGGCAAGUUACACUACUUCUUCUUCACGUGCCAUAUCAGAAUUAUCAGACGUUGCCGAUCAUUAUUGCGAAGGCUUCUAGAUCUUCUGCAAUAUGGAAUAAUUGUCCUGCAUUUGAUAUCUGAGUCCAUUCACGAAUGUUUUUUAAUCAAGUAACUUGUUUUCGUCAACUUUAGCAAUUCUCUGUCUAUCUUGACCUUCCUUAGUACAUCUUGUAUUAGAUCUUCUUGCUGUUCAAGGUAUCUUCAAUCGACCAAGGCCAUCAAACUCGCAAAAAAAAGGUAUCUUGGCAUCUUGGCAAAACUUUUACAAAUUUUAUUUCUCCUUUGGACUUUCCUUUGAUUCUUGUACUGCAUGCAGAAGAAGCAGUGGUAAGGUAAGGUGAAGACUGCAACAGAUGACGAAUUUGUAUAUUUAUAUAGACAAAUGGUCUAUGAGUCUAGAUAUUCGGUAAACAAUGAAAUAUAAUUUUUGUGAAGUGAACGAAUGUUUUUAAAAGUUUCGUUUGGCGCAUAUCUAUUCAUUUCGCAAUACUAUUUUUUAUACAUUAUUUACACCAUUUUUCAAAAUAGCUUUUGGAUUUGUACCAAAAUAUGUAGAAAACAAUUUAAUUCCAAUAUUAUUUUAACAUGAAGGCGAGAAAACUUGAAAAAUUAUUGAUACGUCCAGUAACACAGAAAUGUGCAGAGUAUACAAAGAAUAUUUCAGAUGUAUAGGUUUGUUUAGUAACUUCAUUAUAAUGGCAAAGAUUAUAAUGCCAGGAGUAGGUUAACUAUAUUUUUAAUAUUCAUUCCCGCUAUCCAACGCGUUCUUAGGGUCCAGGUUGUGAGGCAGGCUCCCAUAGGAGAAAUGUUUCUGAUUCGGUUCCUUUGAGGAUUCAUGUUCAACAAUGUCCCCUUUAAACAAAUCUGAAGGUUGCCGGGCGAAAUUUUUGGGCAGAAAUUGUUUAACAAUCUUUUUAAACAAAUUCCAAAAACAUACAUUUUUCUACUCUGGAAUAUUUUUUUGGUUUUCUUGGCCAUUUUAAAUAAAAAAUGUCUCUCUAAAGUUGAUAGAUUUCGAGUUAUAUGUGAAAAUACGCAUUUUCGAGGCUUGAAAACUCAUAUUCAUGUAUGUAAAUUAUUAUUUUUGAGGUUACCAUGUGCCUAAAUUGAUGUUUAAACAUUCAAUUUCGAGAUUCAAAAUAGUAAACGGGGCUUAUUUCGAUUAAGUCCGUUAUUUUUUAAUUGUUAAUUGUGUGCGUCCACUCGAUUUUUAAGCCACCGUGGAGUGUCGCACUAUAUGGUGCGUCUCUGUCGCACUUAUACAAUGUUAUACGUGAAAAAUUCCCAACAAAUAUUUGUGUCAUUUAUUAAAAUUUUGUAAUUUAUUAUAAAUUUAAUAUAGUUUUUUAAAUAAUUUAUUUGGGUGCGUCAGAAGUCAAACGGUGCAAGUGAAGUUCUCCCUAAAAAUUACUCACGCCCGGUUUGAUAAUCAACUUAAAGUGAACAUUAACUAAAGUUCACUUUAAGGUUGACAUUUACACAUGAAUUGCAUUGAUAAAGGUACCAACCUAAAAUUUAAAGUCCACUUUAACUGAUUAUGAAACCGAGCGUAAUGCGAUGUAACACCAAAGAAUACGCCAAGGACAAAUAGCUUUUGUCUUUGUUUGUAUUUAUGAAUAUAGUAAUUGUAUUAUGAAUAAAGACGGUUUAUUUAUUUUUAAUGGCUCCUCAUAUUUCCGCAACUAUUUUCACAAACAUCUUAUUAUCUCAUUUCAGACAUUUAUUGACUUCACCGAUUGGCUUCUCGGGCAUCGAUUUAUUAAAUUGAUUAUUGCCAAUGUGCUAAUUAAAUACGCCAAUCAUAACAAUAUAAUAAUUGUUAAUAACGUAUUGUUAUUUUAUCUUUUUGAAAUGAGCAAAAAAGGUGACUUUUGGAAUUUGUUGAAAAAUAUUGUUUAAACAAAUUCUGUCCAAAAAUUUCACCCAGCAUCCUUCAAAUUUGUUUAAAGGUGAUAUUUUUUAACAGGAAUCCGCAAAUAAAUCGAACCAGAAACAUUUUUGUUACGGGAGCUGCCUCACCACCUGGACUAACUAUUAAUUUUGUUUUUCAAUAGAGCAAAAAGGUGUAUAUUUCUUUAAGAUUAUCUACCAAAAUAUGAAAACAAUGUAGUAGGUAAUACGAGUUUUAUAAAUGUAUAUAUUUCACUGGUAUUGUCAUUUUAUUGAAUUUAAAAUUAUUUUCCGUUUAGCUAAUUUUUUUUUUGUUUCAUUAGUGAUAAACGCUGUGAUAUAUUAUUUUAAAUUUUGUAAUGUCUUUUAUUUAUUCUCUCAUGAACUGCAAGACAGUGGAUUUAUGUUUUUUUUUGUAAGUUUAGGUCAAAUUGAUGUAGUAUGUUUAGUUAAUAUUGUUAUUAUUAUAUAUUUCGGGGACCCCACAGGAUAUAGACGUAGUAUAUCCAGAAACACUUUUUAUAUCCACAUGUUUUUCACUGGUUAAAAGGUGUGGAGUUUUAAGUAAGUUCGGGUGAGUCUUUGAAACAGGACAAAUCAAUGUAGUUGAAAACAAAAAUCUUGGUUUAAUAGGUUAUUCCAAGGUUAGGCUACUGCCGACGAAGGUUAUUUUAUUAUCUAUUAUUACACAUUAAUAUCGAGUCAAAGCAAACCUUAUACGACUCAGGUUAAAAAAUCAAUAUUUAAUACAUGACAUAAAUAAACGAUUCUAAACAAUAUUUACAAAACUCAUUCUCAGAUUGAUUUUAGGAAAAAAAUUAAAGAGAUCAAAAUUGUAUAAAAUAUAAUUGUCUCCAUUUUUGUUUAUGUCCUAAAGUUAAUAAAAAUCGAGAUUGGAUUCAGUAAUGCUGCUUCCCCUUCGGAUAUUUUCGCACUUAAAUCGGAAAAUAUCGACCGCACGAAAAAAAAUCGUUCGAAGGAAAUCACAUUUGCAACAAUUUCAGUUCCUAUCAUUUUUAUCGAAAAUUUAAAAAUGGCGAAGAUAUAUUGAACAACAACUCUUUUAAAAUCAAGAUGGCGGCUAACACAACGGCGAAAUUCAGUCGCCAUUUUAAAUUUACAAUACUGUUGACCUCCCUUAAAGUUAGAAAUAUAAAAUUUGGGCAGUUCAAAAACGAGAUUCAAUUCAAUGAUAUUUUUUUGUGCGGUCGAUAUUUCCUCUUUAACUCGGAACAUAUCGACUGCGCAAAAAAAAUUGUUAAAAAGAAAUUGUAGAAAAUCGCAUUUGGAACAAUUUCAGUUACUACCAUUUUUGUCGAAAAGUUUAAAAUGGCGGAGAUAUUGAGCACUAAAAGUUCUCCUUUAAAAUCAAGAUUGCGACUACUGCAACGGCGGAAUUCAGUCGUGAUUUUAAAUUUACACCACCAUUAUUGACACCCCCUAAAAGGUUGAAUAAUAAAAUUUCUGGCAGCUCGCUAUGCAAGGUCAAAUCCAAUCCCGACUGCAGUAGAAUAGUGGUACGUUGUACUCUCUUUAUAGUUAUUUUUCCUUCGGAGGUGAGAUGAACAAAUCGACAGAAAAACGGUGGAAAUUCUAGUCGUGGUCAUAACUUUCUGAACCGAUUUUAUUGCAUUCUCAUAAAAAAAUCUAAGUAGUAAUACAACACUCCCAAAUAAAUGCAAUAAUUCGGUUACAAUAUAAUUUUUUAAUAUUGUAACAUUUUUACAUUUAUUUAUUAUAUUAUGUCUUUUCAACGCUUUAUUUUAAUUGAAAACACUUAAUUUAUAUUUUUUAUUUUUUGUACGUAUUUACACACACUUAUUAUUCCUAUUUAUUAUUUACAAUAACUUAUAACGCAUAUAUUAUACUAAAAACAUAAUGUAUGUCUACUUUGUACAAUUUAUUUAUUUGACGUUUUUAAUUCACGCGACAUUCAAAUCACGACUGAGCCUAAAGCCCAAACAAUUUAACAACGGAAGCGGUCAGGACCGGCUUCCAUUUGGAAAUUGUAACAAUAUACUAUUUUAUUUGUCCCCGCCAAAUUUCUCACUUUACAAGUUUACUACCUAGUCGUACUAGUUAGUCGUAACAGAAAUAUAAAAUAUACAAACGGAGAGUUUUUAUAAUUUAUAUUUUGGGAAUUGUGCAAUAUUACUAGAAGUGGCUAGAUUUACAGGUAAAUAUGUCGAUGAAAAUGAAGUAGGUACACUUUCCGUCAUAAAAACUGGUACACUUUUUUUUCCCAAUGUAAACCUGUGUUCAGACUGGACACAAUAGUUCGUGAAUCACUUCGUUGUUGCCAUAACAGAUAACGAAAUUGCACUAAAUCUAAAUACAAAAAAAUGACUUUUAAAAAUGUAUAAAGUUUUCAGAUAGGUAUUAUACCAUCAUUGAAGAAACCUGAGAAAGCUUGGACGAAGAUGAAAAUUUAUAACUAAAUUUAAUUCUCAGUGCCCAGAAGAUUACAAGAAGUGAUUAAUAAUAAUGGAGCUAUGACAAAAUAUUAAUAUUUCAGCAGUUUCGAAUUGUAAUACAUAUAUAUUUAAAUUCCACACUUGUUCACUGCAAAAGUUAUUCAUAUUAUAUUAAUUUCAAAUCAUUUUUUUUUCCCCGUGUGUUUAUUCUAUUGUCCUUUUCAUGAUCAUUUUUCAGUGGGUAACAAAUGAUAGGAAAAAGGGUAAGUCCGUGAUAAUACACAUUUAUGACAUUUAUUCUAACAUGACAUUUUAGUUAAAUCUGACAGUUGUCAAAUUUUAUUUUCAAUUUGGAAUAAAAACAAAUCAAAUGUGUUUCUUGCAUUUAUAAAAUGGUAUUUUCUUUGAUUUGUAUAGUUUUAUAAAUUAUACAGAUUAUAUUUGUAAUAUUAUUAUCUAAUUAAAAAAAAAUAUUUUUUUAUUAUGGCGCCAUCUAUCGACAACUAGAAUAACUAGAAUAAAUGUUAUAGAAAUGUCACCGACGAAAUGUAAUCACCGACGUGCCUUUUUUUCUGUCACAUACAAUUUAAUGCGUUAGAAAGAAAUCGAAAAACUGUGACGCACUGAAAGAUGAUCAUGAGAAAUACUGUAGUAUCCCACAACUCAAUAGAGUUUUGUAUUUACAGUACAAUUUACGAGAAACCAAUCACGCUUCUCGAUUUUAAUUUAAACAUAAUUUAAAGUUAUGUCUAGAUUUAUUAACUGUCAUUAUUUUUGAAUUGAAAUAUUUUCAUAAAUUAUAAUAAAACACGAAUCAAUGUAUGGGUACUUAAUUGAGAUGACUGGCAACGUUGCCCUUGAAAUUAGAGUGACACAUUUGACAAGAUCAACUUAUACAACUUGAAAAAGCCGAUUUUCGGUUAUAAGAGUUGUACCAGUUUUUUAUGACUCGAAGUGUACAUACUAAUGAAAUGAAAUAAUAUAAUGUACAAUUAUUUGACGUCUAACAAAGGGACAGCGAUAGAUAAAACACCAAUAAGAAUCUUUUGUUUGUGAUACAUUGAUUUGUUUUGGACAAAAUAAGGUAUCUAUAAAAGUAUUUAAACAAAAUCUUUAUAUUAAGUUUAGUAACAAAAAUACUCAACCCGCCUUUUAUUUUUAGUAUCUACUAAUUUUUUAUUUAAAAUAACGAUGCUGCUAUUGGAAAACAAAGAUGUAAAUUAUAUUUAUUUUUUUUAUCGAUAUACGCAUUUUUUUUUUGCUUCGCCGCUUUUACACAACCUUAUUUAAAUUUUUCGUUUAGGUCAUUUAACGCGAAGGUAUUGUUAAGUGAAUUUUCGUAAACAUCGAUGAUUCUGUCAAUAAUUUUGAUAAUGAGUAUUUUAUCAAUGUGAGAAACGUCGAAUUAAGUGUCCGAUGUAUCCGUGUAAGUGACGCUUGAUGUUUCACUUUUCAUUUUUUGGAGCAGAUCGUAGGUCCAAAGGUUAAUCUUGUAGAAAAUAAUCUUAUAUAAAAAAAUAUUUUAUACACGAGUAGGGAUGUUUAAAAAUGCCAUGAACCUUCAAAACGCUUGCCCGAACAAAAACGAAUCCUAAAAACAUUGCGCGUUAGAGAAAAAAUGGGUCAUUUUUAUGUCUAGAAUUUUCUAAACCUGUUGUCCAAUUUAAGUGAUUUUUUUAAAUAUGUUAUAUCCUUAUUCUUUAACAAUAUCGCUGUAAUAAUAUUGUUUUUAUACCGGUAAAUUGUUAUUGUAUACCGGGUGUACCAAAUAAACUGUAGUUUUUCUCAAAGUUCACCACACCCUGUGGAGUAUUCUUGCAUUUAUAAAAUCUUCUAUAAAUCUUCUUCUUUUGGCUUCAUAACCCUAGAUUCUAGAUGGAUCUUUACCUGUCUGGCUAUGUCCUUCCAUUUAGAUCUCUCUUGGGCCCUUCUUCUCCAUUGUCUUAUAUUCAUAGCAUUUAUAAAAUUGGUUUAUGGUGGAUAAUAAAAAAGUUAGGUACUUUAACAACUAGCCAUGUUCUUCAUCAAUACAGGGUGUUUCUAAAUAAGUGCGACAAACUUUAAGGGGUAAUUCUGCAUGAAAAAAUAACGACCGUUUGCUUUAUAAAGAUAUGACCGCAAGUGCUUCGUUUCCGAGAUACAGGAUGUUUAAUUUUAUCUUACAAACUGACGAUUUAUUUAUUGCUCUAAAACCGGUUGAGAUAUGCAAAUGAAAGUUGGUAGCUUUUAAGAGGUAGUUAUUGAGCAUUUUUUGAUAUGCAAUUAAGUUAUUUAGGUUAUUAUUUAUUUUAGGUUAUUUUAUAUUCUCCAUUGGCGCGCAUACGGAUCAUAUGACCCAUAAAGGCCAUAAGUGUCAUAAAUGCAAAAGUUCGGGUAGACCGGGAAUUGUGUAUGAUAAAGAUCGACAACUACGUGUGAAAAUUUGCAAAGUGGGCCGUCGCAACACUUAACGAGCUACCACAGCACAAUAGAACGCAGAAACAGGAAAGAAUGUACGAAGGAAGUACUGCAGGAAAUGUUAAAUCGUAAUUUUUUAUUGAAUGCGUCAUUUUUCAUUCCUCGUAAUGUUUUAGCCGAAAGAAAAACCUCUGCCAACAGAGAAGCAAAGAACAAAUCGCUUCAAUUGGGAAAAAUCGAAGAGUUCAUGAACCACUGAUCUGAUGACGGGUCCAGAGACAUAUUCAAUGACAAAUCGAAAUUUAUUUUUCGGGUUAUUAAUUAGUAUAAUGAAGCAUUCCAUUUCCAAAGAUCUCAUGCUUUUUAUUUAACAGCUCUAAGGGUUUGUUCACUACGGAGACCAUCGCAUCGUAUCCUAGCCUAGAGCUUAGUAUCGUACUCUUCAUUUUGGUGAACGCUCGCAUUUAAAAUAAUGCAUCUGGCGAUCGAUAAUAUGGUACGAGCAGUACGAGGGAUACCAGGGAGCGAGGGUCGGCGGCUCGUCGUGAGCACAACUUAAUACUCUUUCACCUCUUUGUAUAGCAAAAUAUUGUUAUUUCCCAAAUUUUAAAAGUCUCGAAUAGUUACUCAUCUGUAGAAUCUCGAAUUUGUUUUAUAGGGCUUUUCAUUCACAGUCAUUUGUUUCGAGCUUCUGUCGUAUGUCGUAUAAUCCGUGUAUAUUAAUAUUAUACAACAUAUGACAAAAGCUCGAAACAAAUGACAAUCGAUGGAAGGCCCUAUUUUAUGGGCAUUAAACAUUUGCGACUUGUCAUUUUCAUUGCUAUUUGUCACUUAUUUAAUACUUGUCAUUUGAAAAAUGACACUUGACAAGUAUUAAAUAUUGCGGAUUUCAGUUCUGAUAGUAUUUUUAGAGGGUUUGGUUGAUAAAUUUUUAAAUACAUCAUUUAAAACUGUCAUGACAUUAUUUUCUAUUUUAAAUAAGGAAAUCAUACGAUAACAUCAUAUUUGAACCUUUUGACCUACGACCUUGAAAGAAAAUUUGCUGGUACUGGAAAAUGGAGUUAUAUUGUUAAUGAAGGCUUUUUAAAUUCUUCAAAAAAAUAAAAAUAUUUUAAUACGUACCAUAUAAUACAGAUACAAAUAUUAUGCGAAACACUUCUGUCAAAAUAUGAAUCUGCCAAUUUAGAAAUCUCCCCCAAGCCUCCAUUAUCAAAUAUUUUCUCUUUUGAUAUUGUAGAAUCCCUACACUGUGCCACCAAAUGCGGAAUCCUCUGCUUAAAGGCCUGGAUCCCGCGUACCAAAAAAAAAGUUUAUUAAUAGCAAGCCGAAAAUUUGUUAAUAGCUUAACGGUGUCUAGUCGGACAAACUUUGAUGUAUGGGAACACUGGAACAGGGGAAGUUUUAAUUGUGGAACGUGAUUUUAAUUGUGGAACUUGUCAUCUUGACAAGUUUAUGACUGAAAAUUAGCAGGUUGUUUUUAAGUGUAUUCAAUAGCUAACUUAAUAUAAUAUAUGAAAAAAUGAUUGUCCAACAAAUAUGUUGGGCAUUUUAAUUAAGUCCGACACGUAGAACAUGUCAAAUGACAGGAAUUAUGUUGGUGAUAAAUAAUAGCAGUCUGAUUUUUGCAUUGAGAGUUUAAUGAAAUGGUAACAAAUCAAUUUGAAGUUUUGUACGACAAAAUACAUGGAACGUUUUCGUAGUCUGACGUUCGAAACUUGUAACCUGUUCCACAAUUAAAACUUCCCCUGUUCCAGUGUUCCCGCACAUCAAAGUUUGUCCGACUAGACACCGUUAAGCUAUUAACAAAUUUUCAGCUUGCUAUUAAUAAACUUUUUUUGGUACGCGGGAUCCAGGCCUAUUAACCAUAAAGUCUACUUUACAACACUCCAAUUUUUUUUUGAUUGUAUCACAUAUCAAGCCAAAUUUUAACGUUUAAGCACAUAAUCGUGCUGCUAGUUGUAGGAAUUGAUGUGCGAAACAAUAAAUUAUUUUAUGAUAUAGAUGUGAUUGGUUUUUGCAUAACAAUGUAUGUUCUUUGGACGAAAAAUCUAUGAAUAUUAUUUAACAGAUUUCAUAAUUGACCGAAUAAGUAAUGAAGAAUGUAUAUGAUCAGGUAAUAAUGACUUCAGUUUAAAUGACUUUUCGUAUGCGGUAACCGCGUACUUUGUUAAGAAUACAUACGUAUCUUAAAUAUUGAUUUUAGCAAAAAAUGAAAGGUCAAAAUUGUAUAAAAUAUAAUUCUGUCCAUUUUUGUUUAGGUGCACUUAGGUACCUAUAGGUAAACUUAAUAAUUAACAAUAUAAUUCAAUAAUUAUGCUUUAACUGUCACUAUUUUCUCCAUUAACUCGGAAAAUGUUGACCUCACGAAAAAAAUUGCAAAAAAGAAAUUAUAAUAAUUAUGCUUUAACUGUCACUAUUUUCUCCCUUAACUCGGAAAAUGUAGACCUCACGAAAAAAUUUGUAAAAAAGAAAUUAUAGCAAAUCGCAUUUGCAACAAUUUCAGUCCGUAUCCUUUUUGUCUAAAAGUUGAAAAUGGCGAAAAAGAUAUUGAGCAAAAACCUUUAAAAUCAAGAUGGCGGCUAACGCAACGGCGGAAUUCAGUGGCGAUUUUAAAUUUACACUACUAUUAACCCACCCCUGCAGAUUAGAAAUAAUGAAAUUUUGGGCAGCUUGACAUGCAAGGUCAAGUGCUAUCCAGACUGGACCAUUUGCAGAGUUUUUUAAUAACCUAAAAUCAAAGAUUAACAAAACAAUAAUACUAAAAUAAUGAUACCGGUUUUAAAGCAAUGGUCUCUUUUUUAUUAACAACAAUCAAAAUUUACCCUGAAAUCAGAAUUUACGGGAUCAAGUUACGUUUUUAACAUUGUUUAAGGAUUCUUACGUAAUUUGUUAAAUGAAUUCGUAGGUUUUCGUGUAAAGGAACUUCAAUUACAUCGAGUUAAAAAGAUCUGCCAUGUACAAAAUUAUAUUUUGUUUCGAAUGAUGACUGUGAGACAAAAUGAUUAUUUGUUUUAAGCAUUUCUUCAGUGCUAUUAUUUAAUAGUAAUUGAAUAUAAAAUACUGUUGUUGUUUUAUCAUAUUCAAGGAAGGUAAUAGGGUUAAAUCUUGAUUUAAAAAUAUUUUAACGGAAUAGAAAAUUGUUUUUAAAUAGUGGUUUAUGUAUUCGAGAUAAAGAGACCAGAUAGAAUAGGGCAAAAUAUAACAAAAACCCAUAUAACUUUGCAAUAGAGGAGAGUUUUAAAUAUCUCGGAGCGACAAUCGCCGCAGAUAACGAUAUCACGGAAGAGAUAAAAGGGAGAAUUUAGGCAGUAAAAAGAAGUAUGUAUGUAUAGCCUUCACAACACUAUUAAAUCUAAGAGCUUAACAUGAACUUAAAAAUCAGGAUAUAUAAAGCAGUGAUUAGGCAGCUGCUCAUGUAUGAGUGUGAGAUGUGGACGCUGACAAAAGCAGUGGAAAGAAAACUCGGAUGUUUUGAGAGAAAAAUCAUCAGAAGAAUAGACCGUAUCAUGACACGAAUACUAACCAAUACAGAAUGAUAACCAAUACAGAUGCCGAGGUUAAACAGAUGUAUAGGGCUAGCGACGUAGUCCAAGAGAUUAAUGCCUGUUUGCACCCACAGAUCUUAAGCUCCAGCUUAGCUAAGCUCAGCUUAUACUUUAAUACUGGGGCCACACUAGCAUCUAAUGCCGUUAAUUAUCACAUUAUUUGCAUUAGAAAUAUGUCAAAUAAUGAGAUAAUUAACGGCAUUAGACGCUAGCGUGGCACCAGCAUAAGGAUUUACAUUUAUAUUUAAGCUUAAGGUACGUUUUAAGUUUAAUAUCUGUUGGUACCACCAGGCAUAAAUCUCAACAACUAAGAUGGGCUGGCGAUGUCCACAGACUCUCUAAUAACCGCCUUACCAAGUUAAGCUGGGAGGAAGCCCCGACAGGAAGAAGGCCCUUAGGACGUCCAAGAAUGCGGUGGAGAGAUAACAUGGUCAAAUUUAAGAACAGUGGGGCGACCCACGACUCAACUAUCAUGGACGAAAGUUCUAGAUGGAAGCGAGUUGUGCAGCCAGCUAAGACCCACCCCGGGUUGUAGUGCUACUAGAAGAAGAUGAAGAAUGUAAUUUAUAUUAUUUAUAUACAUCAAUCAAUCCCUUAAACAAUCGUAAGCAAUCCUAUUCUUAGGAAUGUCCGAAAUCAUCACAACGUAUUAAGAACUAAAAUUUGGUCAUACAAGAAAACCACUACUAAAAAUGCAGUAAAAUUAUUACGAUUUUUACUAGCUUUUUAUAAGGCAUAUAGGUCCAGCGCAGAGGUCGCAACUGUUUUAAAACUACGAUCUGAAACCAAUUGCUCUCGCAACUGUUUUGUUGCAACCGUAAAAGCAUGGGGAUACGAUCCGCAUGAAACUGGUUUCCAACCUUUGUUUUAAAACAGUUGUGUCAUGGGCGCUGGACGCUUGAGUUUUAUAUAUUAUAAAAAUGGGUGGUGUCACACGGGAUGGUAUGUCAUUGGGCAUAACGUAAAUCAAAUGCCACGCCUUAAUUUUUUUAGGUUAGGUUUGAUUUAGUUUCUAAACAAACGAAUUUGCAUAUGACAUUCCCAGAACUGCUCAUUAUAAAUUAUUUGUAUGAAUACAUUGAGUUUGUUUAAAUUAAAACCAAAAUCUAACUUCAAAAAAUGACGGCAUGACGUAAAUAAUGGUGUAUUUCCACAAAAAAUUAAUAUAUACCACUCGUUGCGAGCCAAUAAUAUGCCAUGAGUUGGUCGCCAACGAGUGGUAUAUAUUUGGCGCCCAACGUGGUGCCAAAUAUUUGCGGCCAACUCAUGGCAUAUAUUUGGCUCACAAGUAUUUUUAUAUUUAAGAAUCAUCAGGCAUUUAUAUUUUAAUAUUGUAGCCAUUUUUAUAGUACAGCUACCAUUUUGUAAACAGUUAAAUUCGCGAAACAUCAUUUGGUCAAGAGGCAGACUUUUUGCAACUCAUUUAUGUUUAGGAUAAACAGACUUGGAUGUGAAUUUAUUGGCCCUAAUAAAUUCAGUGUAUAAUAUGUGGAUAUUUUGUAGAUCUCUUAAUUAUUAGGAAUAAGAACUAUUGUCAUUGCUAGGAUGUAUAUAUGUAAACAAACAAAAGAAAUGUUUAUUUAUGCUUUAUAUUUAUUCUUUAUUAUACUCAUACCAGCUUGCUGUACUUUCAAUGUUGUUGGAUUUCUUUUGUAAGAUUUAUCAUUUAUAAAUUUGUAUUUCUGUUUUAAUAAACGAUUAUUCAUA